UAUAUUACAUUCCUCCAUCUCGUGUAAAUACAUACAGUCGGCUUGUAGUCAAGACGCUGUUUUUAUCCAACGAAUCAAACCACGGUCUUGUUCGAGGCCUGAACAUUCGGAAUGCAGUUCACAUCUCACAAAUGGCAAUAUGUUACAUGUACCAUGUGCUAUACUCUUGUGACAAAUGCUCAAGUCAUUGCUUCAGUAUCAGGCAAAGGUAGGAUUUGCCCAAAGUCCAUGCCCGAAGUACAAAUAGAUGCUUUAGAUGCACCACAGAUUCGGAAAGAGGAAAGUGUGUAUACCAACCUGUGAAGUAUUUAAGACAUUGCUGUAUUUCUUUUAAUGUAAUGUUUAAAUGCAUACGAUAGAUCUAGCUUUGCUUUAAAUUGUAAUGAAGGACUUCUAGUGCCUCAGGUGAAACGGCAUGGCGGAAAUCAGCAAGAAGACGAUUGCUAAGGCCGAAAAAGGUCUGAUGAGCCCCAAAGAUGUCAAGGAGGACAUGAUGUUGGUCCUCGGACCUCACAUGAACUGGCAGGAAAUGCUGUGCCCAGCACCUCUCUCCGUAUGUCUCCUAGGACAACUGGUUCUCGUCACACUGGACAAGGACGUGUCUCUUGUGUCGGAACAUAUGACAAGAGAGCGAUUCAAACACACCGAGUACCCAGAGUCUAUGCGGACCAGCAUUCUGCAAGUUGCUGAUGAAGGAUGGAAUGCCUUCAACCUGGCCAACAAAAACAUGGAUCAGAUACGACUGCUGACACUGCAGAUUCCCCAGCACGUCAAGAACGCUGUCAAGUUCAUUGUCAAUGGAUCAGAAAUGGAAGUGCGCAAACUCGUCCCCGAUUACUUGGCUAACAUUAAACGAAUUACUGACACUUGCGUUGUACGAGCUGAAGAAGUGGAGACACGAUUUUGUACUGUUAUGGAUUUGAUAGGAGAACUCCAGAAAGCAUGCACAUUUGCUGAAGGUCAGUAUUCUGAGAAACUCCUUAAAGCUGAAAAGGAUCAUGAGGUGAAGACAAUAAGACUGCAGUCAUUAGAAGAAAGAAAGAGGCUCGCUGAAGAGGAGUACAAUGAAUUACGUAACCAAUUUACAAAGGCCCAAGAAUCAUAUACAAAAGCCAUGGACUCUAUGCCAUCUGGUUGGAGUAUGAUCAGUAUGGACUUCGUGGAAGGGCUGGCCAAAUGCACUCUUGGUGUCUGCCAAUCGGUCACCAAUGCUAUUUCAAGGAAGGCUGCAAAAAAAGAAUCCUCCAUGGGAAAGCAUGUGCAGAAAGAAGAAGACAAGGAAGCUCUACUGAUGAUGGAACUUCCAGGACUAUCGCUUUGUGUAAAGACUCUCGUUGGAGAUUUUGAAGAGAUUAUGCAGGGAACGGAAUUGGAUCAUCUCAUGACGGUCGAGUCAACCUUUGAGGACAUUAUUAAGGCUUUGAAAUCCUACUCGGGAGUAUGUAAGCAGAGAGUAAAGGACAUUAAAAAGGACGGAUGUAAGCUCAUUAAGAUAAUGAAGACUGCUGGCAAGCAGCUUGCCAAGGAACAGGCACAGGAAAAUGAAGCAAAGAUGAUAGCAGUUAGGCUUGAAGGUAGAAUGAAAGCACUGGAGACAUUCUGUGCACAUGCAUUUGGAGAGUCAGUUCAACCACCAACACCCAUGAUGUCUACAAAAGAGCAGGAUAGUUCCAGUUCAGCUUCAGCAAGAUAUAGUGAGCAAUGUAGAUUCAAGGUGGAACAAAAUGCCGCUUCACUUCAGUCAAUCAGGAAAGACUUCAAGAACAAAAGCAAAUCAUUGCAGGAAACCAAUGCCCAUGUGACAUCAGUCAUUGAAGAACUUGCACAUUUAAACCUUGACAAGACCAACUUUGAUGAAAUAAAACAGUUGCUGCAGAGAGGUAUCAAAGCUCUCGGACAGGUUCGAACACAGUGGGGAAAGCUGGUGAGAUUUUUCACAACAAUUUCAAACAUCAUCAAAUGCUGUAUGGAUGAAAAUGUAAAGAAUUUCAUCCAGGGCGCUGAGCGAGGUGCAGAGUUUCGUCUUGAGUACACGAUGUCCGAUAUGAUGAGGGACAUGAUCUAUAUACAAGCAUCUGAAGCCAACAAGCUGUCGUACAUGGUGAACAACCUGGCAGAGAUGUAUGUUGAAGUGUCCGAGAAACAUUUGAUGGAUCAAGUGGCCUGCCUUGGGGAGCUACUUGCGUUGGGUGCAGAGAACGACAAAGGUGCCGUCUCACGAAAGAUGUCCCAGUUGCAAAGACAGGCACAGGACGCCACAGUGUCUAUUGGGUUGAUUGUUGCCAAGAAGCAGCUGGAGUUUGACACAAAGGUGAAGAGGAGGAUAGAGAGGAUUGAAAGGGAGAUGAAAGCCGUCUUACCUCCGCCUCCAGCAGAAGAUUCUACAGUAAAACGGCAGAAGAAAGAAGCGAUUAAAGAAGCUGAAAAGUUCAAGGCUGAACACAGGGUGGUGGACGAGAAUGACUGGGCAUGAUCUUCUCCUUUAACGCCUAAACUCUUGUUAAGGCUGAAUAUUUGCUCCAGUACCUUGUUGAUCACUUAGACUGUCUGGUCCAGACUCGAUAAUUUACAAACCGCCGCCAUUUAGCUGGAAUAUUGCUAAGUGUGGUGUGAAACAACAAACCAACCAACCAACCAACCAACCAGCCAACCCAAUCCCUUGCACAAGUAACUCAGUACCCUGUCCUUUACUAAUUAUAGUGUUUGAGGAUUCAAGGCAUUAGUGUCAUGGAUUCCACAGAAACAAUUUUUGGCCAAUAACCCUGGGUCUAUUUUGUCACAUGACAAAGAAAGAGGAAAACGUGAGGUAGCAUCACCUCACAUCAAUCUGCGGAUGACAUUUUAGUAAAGAACAUCAGUUUGUCCAGAGGGCAACUGGAUCUUCCUCCAUGAAAGUGAAGUAGAUCCCACUGCAUAGCCUUCCAAGUCUGGUCUGCCUGUCGAAAUCGUCUCUAGCUCAUUGCUUAAUUACAAAUUCUACUUAUUUCAAAAUUGUUGCUCUAAACAACAGAAUUACUGCAUUCUAAAUCAAUACGUGGUUGUAGUAUUGUACCCAUUCCCAAAUCAUAUCCUCAGUCAAAGCAUCAUGGUGUCGUCUGCUGAGGUCUGCAUUGAGCAGCACAUCUUCGGCUAUUCUUCGGCUCCCUUCCGGUUAUAAUACAAAAUGGCUGAACCGGAUGUAAACAAAACUAGCCAUCAUCGUCUGUUUCAUGUUUAUCUUAACAUGGCAAAGCCCGCUUCAACCAACUUAUCCGAUAUGCCUGCAACGUAAUACUGGUAUAACUGCAUAUUUACGGCGUCAUUUUUGGCAUUUGAAUAUUAUUGCAAUCUCCAAACCUUUCGUCUGAAAAAGGUUACUUUUUUUGUUCCCUUAAGGUCUGGCAUAACGCAAUCAGACGAUGACAACAGGCUUAGCCUUGACCAUCAUGCAAACAUACUAAUUAAGUCCGUGAAAUAUGAAUCACAGUUAUUCUUUGCUGAAUAUGUCGUACUCCCACAUGUUGUUAUAUGAGUCAUAUUUUAGUAUGUUUCCUAUGUUGGUGUGAAAGUGAAGUAGGUACACCUACAGAAUACUGGAUACCUACCAACCAUUCUUUAGUGCCACGUGAACUUCGUAUUAUAGGGAAGCACGAGCCAUACAAUUCGAAAAACUAAGGGAGCAUCAAAAUACAAAAUAAUCCUUAAUAAUCAUAGAAAAUAAUCGACUUCCGUUUAGUAAAACUAAAACGAUUUUGAAAAUAAAAGGUAAAUUAUCGCGAAUGAAAAAUAUAUACGUCUUUGAAAAAAGAAAGCUACGGAAUUCUUGGAGUUGAAGCGAAUGAGCGAAGGUUGCCUAAAUCUAACCUAACCAUAUUCGUUAAACCAGGGAGAAUAGUAUCCCUGGUUAAACUGACCCUAAAGAAGAUAGUAACGGAUAUCCGAGGGCUAAAAAUGUCAGUUAACUAAAAUAACGAAGUCCUAAAAUAUCGAGUCGACUUGCGCACAUAUUUUGCGCAGUUCUAAAGUUUUCAAAGAUGGCGGAAGGUAUCCGGUAUUCUGUAGUCUUUCCGUAAAGUAACCUUGUAUUCAAUAAUAAUGUAAUGUAUACAUGUAUGUAUCAUUUGUGUAAAUACUCCCUGGGAUUGUGUUUACAUAUUCUUUAAUAAUAACGUUUUCUCCAAUAAGUAUUAUCGACACAACCUGUGUAUUACUUGGAUUAUUGUUGAUUCUCAUAAAUAUAUACUCGCUGUCGAGGUGACAACAUCCCAUAUCGAUCUGUGGAUUGCAAUUCUAGGUGUCAUAUGAACUGUGCAGUCGGGACCUGCUUCCAGUAACCAAGACUUUUAUCACAAUAUAUUUGUAUGACUGUC
Haliotis rubra (blacklip abalone) is the source of this 4349-nucleotide messenger RNA. RefSeq lists its product as uncharacterized. NCBI's taxonomy places the organism in Eukaryota, Metazoa, Mollusca, Gastropoda, Lepetellida, Haliotidae. The transcript is spliced from 3 exons. The record is from RefSeq and is a predicted model, not a curated record. The coding region runs from base 416 to 2473 and encodes 685 amino acids.